GGAUCUCUCCUCGGGCGGGCGCGGGUGGUGCGGCUCGGCCUGUGCGCGCGCUCCGAGCCCCGAGUCAGAGCGAGGCCGAGGGGGCGCCGCGCGGCCGACUUGGCAAGAUGACACAGUUCCUGCCGCCCAACCUCUUGGCGCUCUUUGCGCCCCGUGACCCUAUUCCCUACUUACCCCCGCUGGAGAAAUUGCCUCACGAGAAGCACCACAACCAGCCCUACUGUGGUAUUGCUCCCUAUAUCCGGGAGUUUGAGGACCCUCGCGAUGCCCCCCCACCGACCCGAGCAGAGACCCGGGAGGAACGCAUGGAGAGAAAGAGACGAGAGAAGAUCGAGCGGCGGCAGCAGGAGGUGGAGACAGAACUGAAAAUGUGGGACCCGCACAAUGACUCCAAUGCCCAGGGCGAUGCCUUCAAGACCCUCUUUGUGGCCCGAGUGAACUACGACACGACAGAGUCCAAGCUCCGGAGAGAGUUUGAAGUGUACGGGCCCAUCAAGAGGAUACACAUGGUGUACAGCAAGCGUUCAGGGAAGCCGCGGGGCUACGCAUUCAUCGAGUACGAGCACGAACGGGACAUGCAUUCGGCAUACAAGCACGCGGACGGCAAGAAGAUCGACGGGCGGCGAGUGCUGGUGGAUGUGGAGCGAGGCCGCACGGUCAAGGGUUGGCGGCCCCGGAGGCUAGGAGGAGGGCUGGGCGGCACCCGACGCGGCGGGGCUGACGUCAACAUCCGGCACUCGGGCCGUGACGACACGUCCCGCUACGACGAGAGGGACCGGGACCGGGAACGAGAACGUGAGCGGCGAGAGCGGAGCCGGGAGCGGGACAAGGAGCGGGAGCGCCGGCGGUCGCGGUCUCGGGAGCGGCGGCGGCGUUCGCGCAGCCGGGACAAGGAGGAGCGGCGACGUUCCCGGGAGCGCAGCAAGGACAAGGACCGCGAGCGCAAGCGGCGCAGCAGCCGCAGCCGGGAGCGGGCCCGCCGGGACCGGGACCGCGAGCGCAAGGAGGAGCCGCGGGGGGGGCCCGGGGAGGGGCUGGAGCCCCCCGAGCCCGGAGACGGGCCCCCGGAUGAGAUGCUGGGGGAGCCGGGGCCCGACGGGGCGGACGGCCUGGAGGAGAAGGGCCGGGAGCGGGAGCGGGACAGGGACCGGCGCCGGAGCCACCGGGGCGAGCGGGAGCGGCGGCGGGACCGCGAGCGGGAUCGGGACCGGGACCGGGAGCACAAGCGCGGGGAGCGGGGGGGUGGGGAGCGACGCGGAGACGAGGGCCGGGGGGGUGGAGGGGGCCAGGACAACGGGCUGGAGGGCCUGGGCCCGGACGGGGGCCGAGACCUGUACAUGGAGGGUGAGGCCGGGGACGGCUACCUGGCCCCCGAGAAUGGCUACCUGAUGGAGGCGGCCCCCGAGUGAGGGCCGCGCUCUUUCCUUUCCCCCUCCCCCCCCCCCACCCCUUCCCCAGGCGUGCGUGGUUGUGUCCCCUGCCCUCCGUGCGGGACCUGCUGGCAGCAGGGGCGGACACCCCCCCGCACGUCCCAGACCC
Molecule: messenger RNA, 1539 nt
Organism: Ornithorhynchus anatinus (platypus)
Lineage: Eukaryota; Metazoa; Chordata; Mammalia; Monotremata; Ornithorhynchidae
Gene: SNRNP70
Product: small nuclear ribonucleoprotein U1 subunit 70
Exons: 10
Coding region: 108-1409 (433 amino acids)
Biological process (GO): mRNA splicing, via spliceosome
Cellular component (GO): precatalytic spliceosome; U2-type prespliceosome; U1 snRNP
Molecular function (GO): U1 snRNA binding; mRNA binding
Source: RefSeq, a predicted model, not a curated record